UCGCCGAUGUCCUCCCUUUUUCGGUCCACGUGCGUCGUCACGAUAAGCGCAGCCGCGGUGUGGAGCAGCUCAGUUUGCCGAGUGUCCUCUGUGCAGCCCGGUGCUUCUUCCUGCAGAUUUCCAGACACAUUAUAAACUCCAGUCUAAGCCAUGCCGUCCGUCCCGUCGACCAAAGAGAGCCCAGUUAAAUCCCCCGUGUGCCCCCACACUGGCAAACUGCUCACCCACAGCAACGGGGACGCCAAACUCCGCGAGGGCUCCUUUCCACUGAACGCCAUCGAAAAGCUGACGGUGGUGCAGAACCCGGAGGACUCGAGCAAAACCAUUCAGAUCAACACAAAGAACGCUUCGCCUGAGAGGAAAUGGAUCCGCCCCGACCUUCCCAGCCGCUGCACAUGGAGCCUGGGAGCCUCGAAAGCCGACUCCCCUCACACACAAUUUCGAAGAACCGUCGCUCCAACCAUCCUUCCAGACAUCCUGCACAGGAUCGGUGACACUCCCAUGGUACGAAUCAACAAGAUCCCCAAAGUGUUUGGCCUCAAAUGCGAAAUCUUGGCCAAGUGCGAGUUCUUCAACGCUGGCGGCAGCGUCAAGGACAGGAUCAGCCUGAGGAUGGUAGAGGAUGCUGAGAGAGCUGGGACACUCAAACCUGGAGACACCAUCAUAGAACCCACCUCUGGAAACACCGGUAUCGGACUGGCUCUGGCUGCAGCUGUGAAAGGUUACCGUUGCAUCAUCGUCAUGCCUGAGAAAAUGAGCAUGGAGAAGGUGGACGUCCUGCGAGCUCUCGGAGCUGAGAUCGUCCGCACGCCCACCAGCGCUCGUUUCGAUUCGCCCGAGUCCCACGUGGGCGUGGCCUGGCGCCUCAAAAACGAGAUCCCCGACUCGCACAUCCUGGAUCAGUACCGCAACCCGAGCAACCCUCUGGCUCACUACGACACCACGGCUGAGGAGAUCCUGGAGCAGUGCGACGGUAAAGUGGACAUGGUGGUGCUGGGUGCAGGAACAGGAGGGACGAUCACUGGCAUUGCUCGCAAGCUGAAGGAAAGAUGCCCAAACAUCAAGGUUGUUGGUGUUGACCCAGAAGGCUCUAUCCUGGCUGAGCCUGAGGAGCUUAACAAGACCGAUAAGACUCAGUACGAGGUGGAGGGCAUCGGGUACGACUUCAUCCCCACCGUGCUCGACAGAUCAGUAGUCGACACCUGGUACAAGGCCAACGAUGAGGAAUCCUUCAACAUGUCUCGUAUGCUUAUCCGAGACGAAGGCCUGCUGUGCGGAGGCAGCUCUGGAACCGCCAUGGCAGCAGCUGUGAACGUCGCCAAGGAGCUGAAGGAAGGCCAGCGCUGUGUGGUCCUCCUGCCAGACUCCAUCCGCAACUACAUGUCAAAGUUCUUGAGUGACAAGUGGAUGGUCCAGAAAGGCUUCCUGAGAGAGGAGGACCUGAUGGUGAAGAAGCCAUGGUGGUGGAACCUGAAGCUGCAGGGUUUGAACCUGUCCGCUCCCCUCACCGUCCUGCCGACUGUCACCUGCCAGAAGACCAUUAAAAUCCUCAAAGAGAAGGGCUUCGAUCAGGCGCCGGUGGUGGAUGAUGCAGGGUUAAUCCUGGGAAUGGUGACUUUGGGGAACAUGCUGUCCUCAAUUCUUGCAGGGAAGAUCAAGUUGUCAGACCCAGUCAGCAAAGUGCUCUACAAGCAGUUCAAACAGAUCCGUCUGACUGAUAACUUGGGAAAGCUGUCUCGCAUUCUGGAGACCGACCACUUUGCCCUGGUGGUGCAUGAACAGAUCCAAUACCUGACAGACGGCUCUCCCAGUCUGAAGCAGAUGGUUUUCGGCGUGGUGACGGCCGUCGACCUGCUCAACUUCGUCACAGGUCGGGAAAGGAGGGAGCGAUCCAUGUCAGAGUCCACCGACGAGCUGUGAUCAGCCGACAAAAAGACAGGACACAGUUAUACAUUUCUUAAACCAACACACCAUGAACCAACAUGACGCAAAGAUGAGUUAAGUGUCUUAAAGAUGGCAAAAAAGAAAGGGUUUUGAAGCUUUGGUUUGAUGUCAGCUCUAAUUUUCCCACUUUAAAAACUGAUUCUUUUCCUUUUUUUAUGUUUUGAGUCUUAAGGUUAAAUCAAUACAUCUUACAUGCCAGUCUGUCAGCUUGUGAUAGGUUUUAUUUGCAGUUGGUGAUUACUUAACACUUUGUUUUAUAUGCUUGUAGCACUUAAAACAAAUCUUUUGUACAACUGUAACUUGCAGAAAACCUUUUGUGUCAGGCUUGAAUAGAGGUGUUUUAUUUGUCUGAAAAGUACAUGAUUGUAUCACUGUGGCCUUGUGUAUCAAUCAAACAUUAGAAAUAAGAUAGAAUGUUAUAAAGGCCACAUUCAUAGACUUCAUGUGACCAGUAGAGCGUUGCUGUACAUAGGCAUAUUAUAUUUUUAGUGUUGCUCAUUGUAUGCUGUUUUUAGUUUGUGUACAUAUACACAAAAACAUGAAGUAUAAUCAGACUUCUUUAAACAAUCUUAUGGUGUUAUUUCCUUUUACUGUUUCUACACACUGCUUGUGUUGUAACUAUAAAGUGGUCUAUUUAAUCUUAGCUGUGUGUAUGAAAAAGGAAAUCUUUUGUAUGGUAUAAUUUUUCCUUAAUGAAUGUGUUAACUAAAUAAAGUGUAAAAGAAA
This is a messenger RNA of Acanthochromis polyacanthus (spiny chromis), 2670 nucleotides long. It is a transcript of the gene cbsa, whose product is annotated as cystathionine beta-synthase a. The transcript has 15 exons. The record is from RefSeq and is a predicted model, not a curated record. Gene Ontology annotation, cellular component: cytoplasm. The coding region runs from base 151 to 1920 and encodes 589 amino acids. Gene Ontology annotation, molecular function: cystathionine beta-synthase activity; cysteine synthase activity. NCBI's taxonomy places the organism in Eukaryota, Metazoa, Chordata, Actinopteri, Pomacentridae.